Messenger RNA from Stomoxys calcitrans (stable fly), 3503 nucleotides. RefSeq lists its product as uncharacterized. The transcript is spliced from 3 exons. Lineage: Eukaryota; Metazoa; Arthropoda; Insecta; Diptera; Muscidae. Bases 1286 to 3136 code for a protein of 616 amino acids. The record is from RefSeq and is a predicted model, not a curated record. Gene Ontology annotation, biological process: DNA integration. Gene Ontology annotation, molecular function: nucleic acid binding.
AAAACUGAAAAUAAUCUACUCGAAGAUAUGAACAACAUGAUGCGUGGUUAUUUUGAUGUAGAAACAUUGGGCAUCAAAGUUGAUACAAAACCACUGAUUUCAAAGGAGAACGAAAGGGCGAUGCAGUUAUUGAACAAGGCUACAAAGUGGGUAAAUGGCAGAUACGAAUGUCCUCUUUUAUGGAAGGAGAAUGUACCACUAAUACCGGAGUCAUACGACAUGGCACUAAGACGUUUAUAUAGCAUCGAACAAAAAAUGGCUAAAAAUCGUGAGUAUGGAAUCGAAUACAAAGCAAAAAUCGAUGAUUAUAUUAAGAAAGGAUACUGUCGGAAACUUACAACUGAAGAAAAAGAUGCCAAAUAUGAUCGUGUUUUUUAUAUUCCACAUUUUGGUGUGAAAAAUCCCAACAAAAAGGGUAUUCGUCUUGUAUUUGAUGCCGCCGCUGAAAUUAAUGAAUUUUCUUUGAACAAGGCCCUAAUAUCAGGCCCAGACAUAAAUAAUCCACUAAUCACCAUUCUUUUUAAAUUUAGAGAAGGCCCAAUCGCAGUAUGCGGAGAUAUAAAGGAAAUGUUUCAUCAAAUUGGUGUAACGAAAAUGGACCAAAACUGCCAAAGAUUUUUAUGGAGGAAUGGAGAUGUGAAUUCGCCAGUGGACAUAUAUGUCAUGGAGCGUCUGAUAUUCGGUGCCACUUGUUCCCCCACAAUUGCCCAAUUUGUAAAAAAUUUAAAUGCCAAAAAAUUUUUGGAUACACUCCCUAGAGCCGUUCGUGGUAUCACAGAUCGUCAUUAUGUGGAUGACUAUGUCGACUGUUUUCAGUCCGAAGAAGAUGCAGUCAAAAUAUUAAAAGAAGUCAUCAAAAUUCACAAAGUUGCGGGAUUCCACUUACAUGGCAUAAAAUCCAACUCGAAAAAAGUGCUUGAUGAGUGUGGUAACCCCGAUGGCGAUAAAGGUAGUAGUGGCAACACCUUUUGUUAUAAUGGGGUAGAACGAAUACUCGGUAUUCGAUGGGUACCCGCAACAGAUGUCUUUUGUUUUGAUUUAAAACUAAAUAAAGUGGACGGACGAAUAUUAAGUGGUAAAAAAAUUCCAACCAAACGAGAGAUGUUGUGUUUAAAUAUGUCGAUCUACGACCCGUUUGGUUUUGUGAGUGACUUUAUGGUGACGUCGAAAAUUAUAAUGCAAAGUGUGUGGAAGUCUGGUAUACAAUGGGAUGAAGAGCUCCCUAAAGAAAUAUAUGGCCGCUGGAAGUUUUGGUUAGCCCAAUUGCCAAAUAUUGUGAAAUUCAAUGUGCCAAGAUUCUACAACGGUGCUGCAGUGGAUCAGGUCCGACCACAGGAUGUACAAACAAUACGUGGCAAAUCGAGUGGCGGAAAUUUUAGAAAGCAGUCAGGUGGUACAAUGGAGGUGGUGUCCAGGUCCAAAUAAUCCCGCAGAUGAGGCAACAAGGGCAAAUCUAACCAAAGAAUAUGACCCGAACGGGAGAUGGAAAAAUGGCCCAAAUUUUUUAAUGAAAAAUGAGGUGGAGUGGCCGAAUGAAACAAAAACAAAUUCAGGUGCUGAUCGAAGUAAAGUGGAACUUCGUUCAAAGUAUAGAGUGCUGGUGGCAAGAUUAAAAAGGACUAUGGCGUGGGUGCUUCGGUACAUGCAUAAUUUGAGGUGUAAAUUAAAACGAAGUGCUGGUAGAUCUGGAGAGCUGUCAGUUGAUGAGGAAGAAGAAUCAGAGAAGUAUCUCUGUAAGCAAGUACAACAAGAGAUGUUUCGAGACGAUUUAGCCGAUCUUGCUACAAGACAAAGGUUGUCAGAAAAGAGCGAACUCAAAUCAUUAAAUCCGUUCAUGGACACCGAUGGUCUGUUACGUGUUUCCGGAAGAAUUGAUAAUGCCACUUUCUUGUCUCUCGAUGCCAGAAGGCCGAUAAUUCUACCAAAAAAUCACCUGUUUACCAGCCUUUUAGUGGAAUCCUACCACGUUCGUUUUUGCCACAUCAACGUUGCCACAGUUAUGAGCGAAGUUCGACAAAGGUUUUGGGUGCCAUCUCUUCGUCAGCUUUUGAAUAAAAUCAAGCUCAGAUGUCCUAUGUGCAAAGUUAGUCGAGCUAAGCCUACACAACCGCAAAUGGCUCCAUUACCUGUGGAUCGUAUUACCCCAUAUGUGCGACCUUUUUCAUAUACCGGCCUUGACUAUUUUGGCCCUGUCAAUGUUACCAUUCGCCGUCGUAAAGAAAAGAGAUGGGUAGCCCUAUUUACCUGUUUAACCAUCCGAGCCGUCCAUCUUGAAAUCUCCACCGAUCUGUCUAGCGAUGCCUGUCUGCUUUGUAUACGGAAUUUCAUCAACCGAAGGGGCGUUCCAGUGAUGAUUCGAAGCGACAAUGGGACAAAUUUUGUUGGCAUCGCCAAAGAGCUCCAAGGUACGUCUAAUUUUCUCGAUAUUAAUGAUUCGUUUCGUUCAAGUAUGACGGCUCUUGGCAUUAAAUGGGUCUACAAUACACCAAACAACCCUAGUGAAGGCGGCGUUUGGGAACGCUUAGUCCAGUCGGUGAAGAAGGCCUUGUAUGCGAUGUUGAAGGAACAUGCGCCGAAAUUGGAAACCCUUCAAGCUCUGCUCAUAGAGGCGGAGAAUAUGGUGAAUGCGAGGCCUUUAACUCAUAUUCCUGUUUCUCCUGAUGAUUCGGAGCCAUUGACACCCAAUCAUUUCAUUCUUGGAUGUCCCAACUCAACUCAUACACCAGCACCUUUUGAGCCAAGGCUAAUGUGCUUAAGAAAACAAUGGCGAGUGUUGCAGAACAUGAAAAACGGCUUGUGGAAUCAGUGGGUGCGUGAGUAUCUGCCAGAUUUGACCCGACGCACAAAAUGGUGUCUGCCUUCUCAGCCAAUGAAAGUGGGAUGCCUAGUCUUCUUGUGUGAUGGUGAGCUGUCGAGAAGUCAAUGGAAGAGAGGUCGAGUCAUCCAAUUGUUCCAUGGCAAAGAUGGUGUGGCAAGAUCAGCUGAGGUCCGUACUAGUGCUGGUGUAUAUCGUCGUCCUGUUUCGAGAUUAGCUGUCCUUGACGUUGAAGCGCAUGAUGGUGAAGCCUCCCCCUCUGGGUCAGUUCACGGGGGUGGCGAUGUUGGUGAGGGUAACCCUGGUGUUACCAAUAUUUGAAUCAACUGUCAACAAUUGGAGAAAUGGAGAAAUUUCCCAAGCCAACAACGUCAUUUUGUUUAUUUAUUUUUUUGUUGUAAUUUAUAAUCAUCUCAUUGGUAUAAAUAAGCCUGUUAGCCCUUUAUUAGCCUCUUUUGUCGCCAUAGUAAAAAAUAAGUGAGUCAAGUGCUUUGUAUAAAGUUUAAGUUUUUAUAAUUUUAUUGUGUUAAAUUCAUUUUAAAAUGUUUAUUAUAACCUGUUUUUCUUUCUAUUUAAUAUUUGCUCAAAGAGAAUAAACAACCCCUAUGUUAACAACAUCAACGGCAUUGUUAACAACAACGAUCACUCAUUAACCAUCAAAUAAAAUCUUUUAAUUUGCCAAACGGAA